GGGGAUGUGACUUCCAGAAAUCCUGGAGACUCGCAGGGACAGCCCACAGCAUGUGAGCAGCAGGGGAAGCCUGGAGUGGGAUCCCUGCCUGCCCACGCCUGGACUCGACACUGCUGGGGCCACAUCUUGCAGUAAGAGGAAGAGGAAAAGACAGUUCAGCCAGCACUGCUAAAAAUGGGAAGCAGCAUCUAUCCAGCAACCCGGGAAGGGGAGCUCCAGGGGCAUCCCCGGGAGUGCUGCUGCCGGAUGGACACAGCCCUGUGCCAGUGAGGGGUCAGGGCAGCGUGGCUCGGGGGGCUCUGGGGGCAGCAUGUUCUUCCAGAGCCGCAGGACCCAGCUGCUGCUGGUCAACUCGCUGACCUUCGGGCUGGAGGUGUGCCUGGCUGCAGGGAUCACCUACGUGCCACCGCUGCUGCUGGAGGUGGGCGUGGAGGAGAAGUUCAUGACCAUGGUUUUGGGGAUAGGACCGGUCCUUGGCUUGGUUUUUGUCCCUCUGAUCGGAUCUGCCAGCGACCACUGGCACAGCAGCUACGGCCGGAGGAGACCUUUCAUCUGGGUGCUUUGCCUGGGAGUGCUGCUGAGCCUCUUCGUGAUCCCCCACGCCAGCAGCCUGGCCAGCCUGUUUGCCCUCAACCCUCGCCCCCUGGAGAUCGCCUUCCUCAUCCUGGGCAUCGGGCUGCUGGAUUUCUGCGGCCAGGUGUGCUUCACUCCCCUGGAGGCCCUGCUCUCCGACCUCUUCCAGGAGCCAGACAACUGCCGCCAGGCCUUCUCCAUGUACGCCUUCAUGAUCAGCCUGGGGGGCUGCAUCGGGUACCUGCUGCCAGCCAUCGACUGGGGGGGCAGCUUCCUGGCCCCCUACCUGGGAGGGCAGGAGACCUGCCUCUUCAGCCUCCUCGCCGUCAUCUUCCUCGGCUGCGUGCUGGCCACGCUCUUCGUGACGGAGGAGGCGGCCGCCCAGGGGGACGCUCUGGAUGGCCCGGCGCUGAAGGACACGGCCCCGAAGCCCUCCCCUGCCCGCUGCUCCUGCCAGCUGUCCCGGGGCUCCUGCCUGCUGCAGGCCAGGCGGGCGCUGCAGGCCCUGAGGAACCUGUGCUCGCUGGUGCCGCGGCUGCACGGCCUCUACUGCCGCAUCCCCCGCGUCAUCCGCCGCCUCUUCGUGGCCGAGCUCUGCAGCUGGAUGGCCCUCAUGACUUUCAUGCUGUUCUACACCGACUUCGUCGGGGAAGGGCUGUACCACGGCGUGCCCAGGGCCAAGCCGGGCACGGAUGCCAGGCGGCACUACGAUGAAGGUGUGCGGAUGGGCAGCCUGGGCCUCUUCCUGCAGUGCAUCACCUCCAUCUUCUUCUCGACAAUCAUGGACCGGCUGGUGAAGCAGUUUGGCACGCGGGCAGUGUACCUGGCCAGCGUGGUCUUCUUCCCCGGGGCCGCCUUCGUCAUGUGCCUCUCCCACAGCGUCACCGUCGUCACCAUCUCCGCGGCCCUCACGGGCUUCACCUUCUCCGCGCUCCAGAUCCUGCCCUACACCCUGGCAUCCCUCUACCACCACGACAAACAGGUGUUUUUGCAUAAAUACAAGAGCAAAGAGGAGGAAGACGCAGCUCUACUGGACAAGAAAUCAGCCUUCUCUAAAGGCCUCCUCUCCAGCCAGAAGCUGCCUUACCAGAAUGGCCACACUGGGAGCCUCUUCUCCUCCUCCUCCUCGUCCUCCCCUUCCUCCCCUCCUGCCGCCCCCAGCUCCGCUCUCUGCGUCAGCUCCUCCUGCGACGUCUCGCUCAUGAUGAUGGUGGGGGAGCCGGACCCGGCGGCCCCGGGCAGGGGGAUCUGCCUGGACCUGGCCAUCCUGGACAGCGCCUUCCUGCUCUCUCAGGUCGUGCCCUCCCUCUUCAUGGGCUCCAUCGUGCAGUUCACGCAGUCGGUCACCGCCUACAUGGUGUCGGCCGCCGGCUUCGGCCUGGUCGCCAUUUACUUCGCCACCAAAGUCGUCUUUGACAAGAGCGACAUGGCCAAGUACUCUGUGUGACGUGGGGGGCCCUGCACGUGGUGAGAUGAGGGGUGUAGGUGCCCACAUGGCUGCUCGUCCUUGUGUGGCACCCGCUGUCCCCGAGCUGUCGCUGCGGCCCCGGGGGUGGUUCUGGGGCCGGGGGCAGGACGGGGCUAAUCUCAGGUGUAAAUAUGAGCCAUCAGGGCAUUGUGCUUGGGGCCAGCAGUGCUUUCCAGAGGUGCCUUUAUCAAAAGGGAGCACGGCACAGGCAGCACCAAAGCGGUUGUGGCAGGGAGAGGAAGGAACUGGACUUUCCCUCUAAUAACGGGUCGUGUCUGUGAGCAGGAGCAGCAGUUGGGUCCAAGGAGGGGAUAAAUCAUUGCCCCUCCUGUUCUCAGCUCCCAGCUGUAUCCUUCUCCCCCUGCCUGUUGUAGUUUUACCCAACUUCUUGAGCAAUACUUGGGCAAAUGGGACAGUGGGAGGAGAUUUCCUCGGGGAAAAAAAGCCCAGAUAGGUG
Messenger RNA from Manacus vitellinus (golden-collared manakin), 2498 nucleotides. It is a transcript of the gene SLC45A3, whose product is annotated as solute carrier family 45 member 3. Bases 311 to 2020 code for a protein of 569 amino acids. NCBI's taxonomy places the organism in Eukaryota, Metazoa, Chordata, Aves, Passeriformes, Pipridae. The transcript is spliced from 5 exons. Gene Ontology annotation, molecular function: sucrose:proton symporter activity. Gene Ontology annotation, biological process: transmembrane transport. Gene Ontology annotation, cellular component: membrane. The record is from RefSeq and is a predicted model, not a curated record.